CACGUAUAGAUACAUACACUAUAUCGUGCACAUAUACACAUAGUAUAUGUACGUACAUACCUUCCGUCAACGCGUGUUCUUAAAAUUAAUGUUGCGCACGGACCGUUUCACGACAAAGGUUACAUUCCAAACUGUGUGGUGGAACCUAACGAUAAGAACAAUUCCCCAAAGUAUUUACGGAUGUAUACAGCGAGCGUGACAGGAUGUCACCGAACGAGAAACCUUGUCGCGCGUGCAUGGACUUCAAGUCGUGGGCAAAGAGUCAGAAAAAGACUUUCGACUCCGAGAAGGAAUCUGAGAAAAAGGAGAAGAGUGAUCCACCUGUAAACAACGAUGUCAGACGAGCGGAUUGCCCACUGGACAAGGAUGAACUGGGCUCAAAAACUUGGGCAUUUUUACACACCAUGGCUGCUUACUACCCGGAAAAGCCGACCAGAGAACAAAGGUCGGACAUGAAAACGUUCUUUCACAUAUUUUCCAAGUUCUAUCCUUGCUACGUGUGCUCGGAGGACUUGCAAGAACAAUUGAAGAAGACACCUCCAAAAACUGAUUCUCAGAAGGAUUUGAGCCAGUGGCUCUGCAGGAUACAUAACAUGGUGAAUAAGAAACUUGGGAAACCAGAAUUCGAUUGUAAACUCGUCGAACAGAGAUGGAAAGAUGGCUGGCUGGACGGUUCCUGCGACUGAUUGAUGUAAAUUUUGUAAAACCUGCCCCACUCCCCCGUCUGUACAAAACGCGAUGUAAGACGGUCGAGCGACAAGCGUAAUUAUUUCAAUCGUUUGGAUCACUGAUCAGGAACAGUACAAAGUAGCAGACGGCGUUAGAUGCGAAACGGUGAACACGGAAGUGGCGGCUGCUCUGUAACGAGGC
Molecule: messenger RNA, 870 nt
Organism: Ceratina calcarata
Lineage: Eukaryota; Metazoa; Arthropoda; Insecta; Hymenoptera; Apidae
Gene: Alr
Product: Evr1_Alr domain-containing protein Alr
Exons: 3
Coding region: 204-686 (160 amino acids)
Cellular component (GO): mitochondrion
Molecular function (GO): flavin-dependent sulfhydryl oxidase activity; flavin adenine dinucleotide binding
Source: RefSeq, a predicted model, not a curated record